CCAAUUGAAGGAUACACGUGGAAGUCCAUGAGAUCACGUGAUUUAUUGUUAGUUUACAAGAAUGGCAGAAAAUAACGCGAAAUGGUUGGAUGCAUCGUAUUAUCAAAAUAUACCGAAUUCGGAAGUGAAUUGGGCGCAACUAGCACAAAAAUGGAUGCAGAUGCGAGAUGCCGGAGAAGUUCCACCAAUAACAUCGGAUGAUUGCAUACCGCCACCGCCAAGCAAGGAAUUACCACCAUCACAUCCGCCACCGGCACCCGAUGGACUACCGGUAAAUGGGUCUUUUUUGCCACCUGGUGGGUAUUUGCCUACUAUGCCUGUUGAUGCAAAUUUUGCUGCACCAUCGCCUUGUUGGAUGCCACCCUUACCGCCAAAUAAUUUUGGACCUCCAGCUGGUGGUCCGUUUCCUCCUUUCAUGUCACCUGUUCCGCCAUGGAUGGGUGCUACACCGAUACCACCUGGUCCGUUUCCUCCGGUGCCCCCUUAUGGUGAACCGAAGCUAAGUAUUGACGAGGAGGAAGGGGGUGAGUAUUCGCAUUAUUACAAAGAAUGGGAUGAAAAGCAGAAAAGCGGUCGGCGAGACAAUGAUUCAGAUGAUUCGGAAACAGUUCCUGAAGGUGCUAUGGCUCAUUGGCUUAAGCCAGGUCCUGGUUGGGUGCCACCGCCAAAUUGGUAUCAUCCAUCACGUCGUGAUUCUCCUUCAAACUCUCAUUCUAUGCCUUUCAUCGAUCAACAGACACGGAAAGCUUUGCCAGCCUGGAUCCGUGAAGGUUUAGAAAAAGCUGAGCAAGAAAGGCAAAAGAAACAGACGAAAGAAGCUAAAUUGCGAGCUGCCGAAGAAGCGGCAAAAGCUCGUCGUGCUGCUAAAGGAUUGGGAAAGUUUGAUUCUGAUAGUAGCGAAGACGAGAACGGAACUGAGGAUGGAAAAGAAAAAGUUAGACUUGAUGAAGAGCCAGUAUUCCUCCAGAAAAAGAAAUUGGAAAAGCAACAAGAACAACCAGCUAAAGACACAACGGAAAUUGACUGUCGAACCGAAGAAGAGACACGAGAAGAUGCACUUAUGCUUUUGCGACGUUUCAUGACUGAAAUUUUGCUGGAAACAACAGAUGAUGAAUUGAAUCGUAUUGCUAGGGAACAAAUUGAACAUGCUAAACGUUCUGCCCAGCCAAAAGUUCUCGCCCAAAGUUCGGCUCUCGCCGCUUUGUGUACACUUGGUGCUGAAAGCGAUGAUGAAUCGAGUGAAGAAGUUGAAGUGAAGCAGCUGGACGAAUCGAAUAAUAAAACGAAAGGCGAAGAAUUCCUGAAGAAGUCAAGUAUUGUUGGUGAUGGUAAUGGUGGUGGUAAUGAUGAUGCUUUGUUCAGUGUGCCACUUCUUCCAAUACUAUCUUCGGGUGCUAAGAGUAAGGCCAAGUUAAGUAGCAAUGAUGGAUUCUCUUCUACAGAAUCAUCCCAAGGUGUUGAAAAGAAAGAAACUGCUAUCCAGGAAAAGAAGAAUGGCAAUGACGCAUCGUCACGUGUUACGGUUCCGAGGAAUGAAAAUGAAACACACAGAGAAAUAGGUGAAAAGAAGUCCGAUUCCAUUAUUGACGAAAGCAGUAAAAAAGACAAGAAGGAAAAGCAUAGUGAAGGGUUAAAGAAGCAACAUGAGCGAAAGAAAUCACGAAGUAAGGAACGUUCAAAGAAACGGCGACGUGGUAAUAGUAAGGAAGACUCGACGAAAAAAAGCACAGAUCGUACAUUAGAUGCAUCGGAUAGUGAUAGAAGUGAGUCCCGAACUCCCGAACGUUAUCGUCGGAAAUCAACCAGUAGAGAGUCUUAUCACAAACGGCGUCGUUCAAGAAGUCACAAAAGGUUGAGGUCACGCUCUCGAUCACGUACUAGAAGAAGUCGAAGGUUUGAAGAGCGACGUAAUUCACGUUCACGAAGUCGUGAAAGGGAACGAUCAGGCGAAAGGCAUCACCGAGAUAGGUAUUGCAGAAGAUCGCGUUCAUAAUCUAGUUCCUAUCUUCU
Loa loa (African eye worm) is the source of this 2010-nucleotide messenger RNA. RefSeq lists its product as hypothetical. NCBI's taxonomy places the organism in Eukaryota, Metazoa, Nematoda, Chromadorea, Rhabditida, Onchocercidae. Gene Ontology annotation, cellular component: presynaptic active zone; nuclear speck. The transcript has 14 exons. The record is from RefSeq and is a predicted model, not a curated record. Bases 62 to 1993 code for a protein of 643 amino acids. Gene Ontology annotation, molecular function: RNA binding.